AUGGCGGGCAAAUCAACAGAAACGGCCUUACACAAUCUAGUGGUUAGGAUAGAAAGGUCUAUCAACUACAAAGAAUUUGCACUGGGAUGUUUCUUCGAUGUAGAAGGGGCAUUCGAUAGAGCAAACCGAAGAGCAAUAGAGUUCGCACUAAACCGCGACGGGAUAGACGAUAUAGUAAAAAGCUGGAUCAUGAACAUGCUAACACAUCGACUGAUUUCAGCAGAUUUAGGAGGAGAGACUCAAACUGUAAGAUCUACUAGAGGAUUUCCUCAAGGAGGCUGUCUAUCGCCUUUGCUAUGGUGCCUCCUAUUAGAUUCAUUAAUAGUUAAGAUCAAUGAUAUGAGAAUUUAUAUGCAGGCCUACUCUGACGAUGGCGUACUCCUAGUCACGGGCAGAGAUCUGCAUACCGUAAGGAACAUAAUGUGCAAAGGCAUAAAAAAUACACUGGCUUGGUGUCGAGAAAAAGGUCUUAACCUCAACCCCUUUAAGACCAAACUAGUGCUGUUUACUAGACGCAGAAAGGCACACCUGAUACCUAUUACAAUUGAAGGUGUCAAGCUAGAAAUUACAAAAGAAAUCAAAUAUCUGGGGGUUAUUUUAGACCAUACCCUAAGAUUUAGAACUCAUAUCCAAGUGCAGUGUGCCAAAGCCAAACUAACUCUAAUGCAAUGUAGAAGGGCUGUGGGCAGAACCUGGGGUAUAAAGCCAAAAGUAAUAAAAUGGAUAUAUACAGCUAUCAUUCUUCCUAGAGUUCUGUAUGGAGCUACUGUUUGGUGGCAUAGAGCUGCAAUAAAGUCAAACAGCAAAGAACUAACUAAGGUACAAAGGUUGGCGUCCUUGAUGAUCUCAGGUGCUAUUAGGACAACACCCUCUGCAGCGCUGGAGGUCCUUUUGGGACUAUAUCCCUUGGACCUAAGAGCUAAAAAGAAUGCAUUAGAACAAUGGUAUAGAAUGAAAGUGUCCAAACAGUGGAAAGGUAAUUUCAUGGACAAAGGACACACAGAUAUAGAUAAAGUGUACGGAGAUAAACUGUCAAUGAUAAUCAACAACAAUGACCUUAUCAAGAGACAGCGCAUCUUCGAUAAGAAAUAUAGAGUACAUAUAGGAUCAAAAGAUACAUGGCAGUUAGAAACCGCCCAUGAAUGCAGCAUAGUGUGUUACACAGAUGGAUCAAGGCGGGAAUCCACAAAGCUCAGUGGUGCUGGAGUUUUCUACAGCACCAUUCCAAACAAGGACCAGGCAAUCAGUCUAGGCAAAUUUGCAAGCGUCUUCCAAGCAGAGACAUACGCCAUUAUGGUUUGUGCCUUCGAUUUGAUGGACUUAGCAGAUAUAGAAACCAAAGAAAUUGUUAUAUAUAGUGAUAGUCAAGCUGCACUAAAAGCGCUUAAAAGAAAUGAUACCACAUCAGCCCUAGUAAGAGAAUGUAAGAACAUAUUGAACUCUCUGGCUGAAAAGACUAAAGUGACCAUUGCCUGGGUUCCUGGACAUCAAGGGAACUACGGCAAUGAAAAAGCAGACGAACUAGCUAGGAUGGGAGCAGGUCUCGAGUUCCUAGGGCCGGAGCCCUGCCUACCCAUCCCAUACUCAAUAAUAAAGAGGGUUAUUGAAGGAAUCAUAGAAAGAGAAUCGAAUACACGAUGGAAUAGCUCGACUAAAUGCAGACAGUCAAAAAUGUUCCUGAAGUCAUUCGACAAGAAGAAAACAACACAACUACUGUUACAAAGCAGACUCAACAUAGCACUGGUAGCAGGCAUGACAACUGGACAUUGUCUGCUCAAUAGACACUUGAAGAUAAUGAAAAUCAUAGAAGAUUCAUCAUGUCCAGGUUGUGGUGAGGAGGAGACCAGCUAUCACUUUAUAGCUGAGUGUCCCAUGUUCGCGCUGGUAAGAUGGGAGUUACUAGGUAAGGAUACAUUAAAUGAAGUAGACCUGACAAAUCUCAGUAUAGGGGAUAUUGUUAGGUUCACGAAGGCUACAGGAAGAUUUGAGGGGGGAACACUGUCGAGACACCAGUGA
Messenger RNA from Bicyclus anynana (squinting bush brown), 2016 nucleotides. RefSeq lists its product as uncharacterized. The coding region runs from base 1 to 2016 and encodes 671 amino acids. NCBI's taxonomy places the organism in Eukaryota, Metazoa, Arthropoda, Insecta, Lepidoptera, Nymphalidae. The record is from RefSeq and is a predicted model, not a curated record. The transcript has a single exon. Gene Ontology annotation, molecular function: nucleic acid binding; RNA-DNA hybrid ribonuclease activity.